Molecule: messenger RNA, 525 nt
Organism: Notothenia coriiceps (black rockcod)
Lineage: Eukaryota; Metazoa; Chordata; Actinopteri; Perciformes; Nototheniidae
Product: rap guanine nucleotide exchange factor 4-like
Exons: 5
Coding region: 1-525 (174 amino acids)
Biological process (GO): Ras protein signal transduction
Cellular component (GO): plasma membrane
Molecular function (GO): guanyl-nucleotide exchange factor activity
Source: RefSeq, a predicted model, not a curated record
AUGUUGGACUCAUUCCUGCACGAUUAUAUUGUAACCUCUUUGAUUUAUUUCUCACCUGACUGUAACUCCCUGUCUCUGCAGGUGGAGCUUGUCUACUACAUAUUCGGCCGCCAUAAAUUCCACGGCGCCAUCACGGCUAACCUGGAGCGUUUUGUGCGGCGCUUCAACGAGGUUCAGUACUGGGUGGUGACGGAGCUGUGCCUCUGUGAGGACCUGAUGAAGAGAGCCGUGCUGCUCAAGAAGUUCAUAAAGAUCGCUGCAGUAUUAAAGGAGCAGAAGAACCUGAAUUCAUUCUUCGCUGUAAUGUUCGGUUUGAGCAACAGUGCAGUACACCGGCUUUACAAAACCUGGGAGAGAAUACCCAGCAAGAUAAAAAGGAUUUACUGCGCCUAUGAGAGGUUGAUGGAUCCCUCUCGUAACCACCGAGCCUACAGACUGGCUGUGGCUAAACUCAGUCCUCCGUACAUCCCCUUCAUGCCGCUGCUGCUCAAAGGUGACACAACAUGCUUCAAACAUGUUCAAUAA